Mya arenaria is the source of this 1632-nucleotide messenger RNA. RefSeq names its product 3 beta-hydroxysteroid dehydrogenase/Delta 5-->4-isomerase-like. The coding region runs from base 130 to 1386 and encodes 418 amino acids. NCBI's taxonomy places the organism in Eukaryota, Metazoa, Mollusca, Bivalvia, Myida, Myidae. The record is from RefSeq and is a predicted model, not a curated record. Gene Ontology annotation, biological process: steroid biosynthetic process. Gene Ontology annotation, molecular function: 3-beta-hydroxy-Delta5-steroid dehydrogenase (NAD+) activity. The transcript is spliced from 5 exons.
UGAAACCUGUGUGAUAACAAUUAAAGUUCAAAUUGUGUACACAAUACAGGGUAUUUGAUAACAUCCGGUAUGUAAAACAGUGCAUAGUGGGACAAAAUAUCGGCCUACUUUCGAUUCAAAGUGAUUGACAUGAAAGGCUCCAAGCCAUCUUGUGCUGUGCUGGUGACGGGCGGGGCAGGAUUUCUGGGACAACACGUAGUCGGGCUAUUACAGACACGUGCCGAUCAUGUGACCGAAAUAAGAGUACUUGAUGUCGUUCCAUACGAAAACAAACUAGACUACGUUCACAAGAAGCCACUACGUUCGAUUGUCGGCAGCAUCACGGAUGAACGAGUUUUAGGUGAGGCGUGUCGAGGCGUCACGAGCGUGAUUCACGUGGCCGGAUGCACGGAUUCCAGAAUGUUUCCGGACAAAGACAAGGUUACGGAAGUCAACAUUCAUGGAACGCUUGUGUUGCUCCUUACGGCACUUGGAACAGUUGGAGUUGAUAGGCUGAUUUACUGCAGCUCAAUGUCGGUCGCUAUCGGUUACGACAACGAAGUAACAGAGGGGAUGGACGAAAGUCACCCAUUGCCAAGCCGAAGGAUAUUUGAGCCAUACGCUUCUUCAAAACUGGCUGGCGAAAGGGUUGUCCUGGGAGCAAACAGUGACCUUUUUCGAACCAUAAGUAUCCGCCCAGUGGUCAUGUACGGAGAACUGGACAACGCGUUCGUUACCAUUGCACAGGAGAUGUCCAAAGACACCUUUGGCACUUUGUUUAUGACCAAUACAAGUCAUGUCAAGCAACAAACAGCGUAUGUUGGAAACGUGGCCUGGGGCUUUGUGUGUGCAGAAAUGAAGCUGAAUGAAGAAAGGCGACAAAAAUAUGUUACAAGUGACCAUAAUGACAACAAGGACAGGCAAAAUAUAUGUUUGGAACUCCGACAGAGGUCGCAGCGUAUAAGCAUGGCCAGAGAAUCGAACAAGGACAAUGAAAUCGUUCAAAUGAUUGGAAUAAACGGUAAACAAUCAAAUUAUGGCAAGGACGCAUACUUUGUUGGUGAUGACACUCCACAUAUCAGCCCAUUCCUUUUCCAUACGCCCUACUUGGAGGCUAGUGGUUAUAGUAUUUUUAGUGCGAGUGUACCCGUGUCACUGGUUAUAUUCUUCAUGUUUUUGCUGAAAUGUUUCAUUGGAUUUCUGCGGAUGUUUGGAGCACAUUGGAAUUUUCCUGUAUCCUCUUCAGCAAUGCAUUAUACGAAACGGCCCUAUACCUUUGAUGACAAGAAGGUUCGAGAAGAGCUGGGUUAUUCCCCAAUUUAUACACCGGAGGAAGCUCAAAACAGAUCAAUGAAGUUUUAUAAACGAAACACGUACAAGUCAAAACAGAUCAAUGUUGUUAAAUAACCGAAACACUUUCAUGUCAAAACAGGUCAAUUUGUGUUGUAUAAACACAACUCUUCGAAGUCGAAACAGAUCAAUAAUGUUUUAUGAAAAACACUUAUAGGUUGAGACGACACUGUCUUUGAAGCAAUUACGAUUGUUGAUUUCUAGUGCCGACCUUCCCGGUUUCAGAAUUUUUUAUUGUGAUUGUAAAUAUUUUUUCUUCUGAAACACAUUAAAAUUUAACCUAAUAAAAACGAGUAAUUUUGA